Schistocerca gregaria is the source of this 3578-nucleotide messenger RNA. RefSeq lists its product as uncharacterized. The transcript is spliced from 12 exons. Gene Ontology annotation, molecular function: protein binding. The coding region runs from base 768 to 2996 and encodes 742 amino acids. NCBI's taxonomy places the organism in Eukaryota, Metazoa, Arthropoda, Insecta, Orthoptera, Acrididae. The record is from RefSeq and is a predicted model, not a curated record.
CUGUCCAUCGGCUCCCCACUGGCGCCAGUGAGCUACAGGUCGCAGUCUGUGUUGCGGCCGCGCAAGAAAGUGAUAGCGCGCUAGGUGAACCUUAAGCCAGCCAGUGACGGGGACUGUUUACAAACAGGAUGCGAGGCGCGUUCCCUUUCGUCUCAAUGAGUGAACUGGGGGACUAUUUACUGCCGUCUCUCAUUCACUAGUCUCGCGCUAGGCAGGGAUUAUCCUGACUUCACGUAUCUCGGCAGGUCUCUGGUACAGAGCACGCUCGUAUUUUUCACACUCAAUAGUGGAAGGGACGUAAUUUAGAUAAUAGUAACUCGUACUAUAAUGUAGCAAGGUGUUUUCUCCCAGAGUUGUAAAGCAGUCUCUAUUUAUGCGUUAAUAGUUCUUUUAGUUGUGGACUGAGAGGCAGUUCAGUGUUCACAAAUAGGCGCGAAGCCGUGAAAGUCAUCGUAACCAUCCAUCCUCUUUUGCGUUGUUUCAGACUACUUUUCAUGUUACCCCGAGGGGACUGGGUGUUCGUGUUGUCCUCAUUAUUUCAUCAUCAUCAUUCGUGACAGUGGCUAGAUUGGACCGUGUAAAAAUUGGACUGUUCAAAACUUGGGACUUUGUACAGGCGCUGAUUAACGCGCAGUUCAACGCCCCACAAAUCAAACAUUUUACACAGAGACAAACACGAAAAUUACACACAUUCGUUUAGUCGCUCGUCUAUCGCUAGUAUCACAGCCACAGUCCUGAAAUAUUUCAGUGCACAGCUUAUAUUCAUUAUGGGAGCAGAUGCCGAAUUUGGUAGACCAGGCAUACAAGUACACACUUGCGGACAAUGCGUAAGACAGCAACAAGAUACCAUUGCGAAGAUGGAUAACCCGGGGUUCCAGAACGACGAGUGCGGCGCGAUGCCGCGGCUGGCGCGCUCUCCCAGCCUGUCGCCGAGCGAGUGCCGAGUGCACGCGCCCGCCCCCGCCGCCCCCGCCACUAUACCGGCGUCUGCGCCGCCGGCCGCCCCCGCGCGCGCUGGCCCCGGCUACCUGCGAUUCGGCGGCGGCGGAGCGCAGCCACAGGCGCCGAGCAGCCCAGCCUCCGCCCCCGCGCCGGUGACCGCCCCCAGCCCCCAGGGGCACGGCCUGCGAGAGCUGCUGGGCCGCCUCCAGCUGCCCGCCGCCGCCUCGCCGGACCCCAAGAAAGCGGCCGACGCGUCGCCGCUCUCCACCGUCAGCGCCAUCGUCGCCAAGACCUUCCCGCCGUCGCCGCUGCACAAGGCCGCCGCGCUGAUGUCGCAGCCGUCGCCGCGGCCGUCGAUGGACAACCGGCGCAACCUGCGGCGGUCCGGGCGCGGCGCGGGGGAUCCCCUGUCCGAGGCGCGCCUCAGCAAGCGGCGCGGGCCGCUGGGCGCCGCCUGGAAGCUGUCGUUCGCCGCGGGCGCCGGCAACCCGUUCCACCACCACCGCCACAACCAGCAGGCGCCGCACGCCGCCGGCUGGCGCAACGCGCUGCUCGGCGCCGCCGUCCUCAUCGCCGCCGCGCUCGCCUCCCUCGUCGUGGCCGGCGCCUGGCUCUACAUGUACACAGCACCCGCGAGCCAUACAUCAAUGGGGCCAGAGCGAGUUUUCGACGCCGGUGAGGGCGUGAGCGUGGUGGCGGGCGAGUUCAGGAUCACCAACGAGGAGUUCGUGCCGGAGCUGGCCGACCCGGGCUCGGACGACUUCUCGCAGCUCUCCAUGCAGAUCUGCCGCCAGCUGGACGAACUGUUCGGGCGCAGCGGGCUGUCUGGCCGGUACAACGGCUCUGCGGUGCCGGCUCUGGAGGCGGCACGGCCGUCGGGCGUGCGCGUGCGCUGCCGCCUGCUGCUGCUGUCCCCGGAGCCAGAGCCCGGGCUGGCCGGCGUAGAGUUCCUGCGCGGGCUCAGGCACCGCCGAGGGCGUAUGUGGCUCGGGGACUUCGCCAUCGACGUCCAGUCCAUCGGCUUCCAAGCGGAGAGCGACUCGGAGGACUCCCCGGAGACGACGACGGGCGGGGAGGCGCAGCGGCCGCCGGCGCCGCAGCCGCAGUGGUCGGCGUGGUCGGAGUGGAGCGAGUGCCCGCCAGCCAGCGCGCCGUCGCGCUCGCAGAGCCGCAGCCGGCUGUGCCUGUCGGCGGCGGGCGCGCCUCUGGAGGACAUCGAGCCCUGCCUGCUGGCCGGCGGCGGCGGAGACCUGGAGGCGCGAGACUGCCCGGGGCCGGGGGCGGGGGCGGGGCCCGGGGGCCGCGCCGUCAUGGCCGCCAGCGUCUUCGAGGAGCCGGCCCCGCCGCCCGACGAGGUCGUCGUCAUGGACCUGUCAGCUGGGAAUGAUGCUCGCCAUUGUGAUGAGUGUCGGCCAGGAGAGGUGUGCGUCGCCCUAGGCACGGAGACGCUGCCCCUAUGCAGAACACCCAGUGAUCCCUCGGACCCAACUGGUUGUGGUGGACUCUGUCAGCUGGGCACAGAGGUGUGCUACAAGUUGGACAUCGAUGCCUUCAGGUGCAUUGAUGAUUCUUUCUGCUUGCCCAGUGAAUGGCAGUGUGCAAAUCAACUGUGUAUUCCUGAAGUGAAGAGAUGUGAUGGUCAUAUGAAUUGUUAUGAUCACACAGAUGAAUAUGAUUGUGAAUGCAAUCUAGAGUCGAACUUUCAUUGUGGGAAUAGUACAUCCUGCCUUCCAACAAGGAAGAAGUGUGAUGGUGUAAUAGACUGCUGGGAUGGCUCUGAUGAGCUCAAUUGCACAAUAGCAUGCCCGAGUCCCCAGCAGUUUACAUGCACUGACGGUCAGUGCAUUCCCCGGUCACAAUUCUGUGAUGGUUAUGCAGACUGUUCUGACAAAUCAGAUGAGCCAUUUGGUUGUGGAGGGGAAUGCAAGAGCCAUGAGUGGGAAUGCAAUAAUGGACGAUGCAUUAUGAGGGAGGAGGUCUGUGAUGGAGAAGACACUUGUGGUGAUCUUUCAGAUGAGAAAGCUUGUCCACAGACAACUGAUGACCAAUCGUGAAACCGUAACUGUGAUUUUCUUUUCAAGUUAUCUUUUAGCCAUCAGAAAUAUUUUACAUCUUUUAGUUGUAAAUUGUGCUAUGACAACAGUUGUGAGAUCACCCUAUGCCAAAGAUGUAAUUUCAGAAAUACUUAAUGUGUAUUACUCUAUUUAAGGUUUGUGGUAAUUCUUGAACAAUAAAAUGAACAGUAUUACAUGUGAGACUAAGUAAAUACUCUGUGUAAUAUAAAAAUGAUGUACUUUAUCUUGUAUAGUAAGUUGUUUUUGUAAUUUUUUUAUAUUAAUGAGAUGUUGUUACAUGUUAAACCCACAGGGUAAAUUAUCAUUAUUUCUCUAAGAAUUCUAUACUUAUUCCUCAGUGUGUUCAUAAAUGAGAUGAAACUAUUUUACUUAAUAUAAAUGUGUUAUUGUAAUAAUUUUAAAGCAUAAAAAUGUACAUAUGUAAAGUAAUAUAUAAAUGUAUUUAUAUGUAAAUUUAAUAUAUUUUCAGCACAGGUUUACGAAACUUCCUAAACAUAUCACAAAUUAUUUUUACAUACAAUUGUUUGUAUAUUAUGUACAUUAAUAAACAAUGUGGAAAUA